This is a messenger RNA of Aegilops tauschii subsp. strangulata, 1631 nucleotides long. Its product is annotated as F-box protein At5g03970. The record is from RefSeq and is a predicted model, not a curated record. Gene Ontology annotation, molecular function: protein binding. NCBI's taxonomy places the organism in Eukaryota, Viridiplantae, Streptophyta, Magnoliopsida, Poales, Poaceae.
CAAUCAAAUAGUGUGUAUGCACUUUUUAGAUUUUAGGAAAAAAAAGCAUUGCCCAAUCCCCAAAGCAAUCCCCCUCUCUUCCGCCGGUCGCGACCAUGAGCACGCCUCGCCGUUGCCGCAUCUCGCCGGCGGCGUCGACAACGCCAUCCUCUCCGCCGACUAGUUGAUCUGGCCCAGACUAGUCCUCCCAACCGACCAAAUCACCCAUCAAAAAAACACUGAGAGGAGUUGCGCUGCUAAGCCUACCAUGAGCACGAGAGGGGAGAUGUCUCCCCCCGGCUGCCACCGCACCUCCCCGCCGGCCGCCUCUCUGCCAGACGACGACGACAUGCUCCGGGAGAUUCUCCUCCGCCUGCCCCCGCGGCCUUCCUCCCUCCCCCGGGCCUCCCUCGUCUGCAAGCGUUGGCGCAGCCUCGUCGCGGAUCCCCAAUUCCAGUGCCGCUUCCGCGACCACCACGGCAAGCCUCCUCUCAUUGGCUUCUUCCUCGAUUCCCGUCCGUUUGUUCCGAUUCUGGAUCCACCGGAUCGCAUCCCCGAAGCUCGCUUCUCCAUGCCUCCCCUCGAGAGCUACCGCAUCAUCGACUGUCGCCACGGGCUCGUCCUUUUCCUCGCCCACAGGAUGGUGCGCCGCUUAGUUUUGUGGGACCCCGUCGCGCGCGAGCAGCGCCGGCUGAUCUUCCCGCCGGAGCUGGACAACGCCCAGAUGUUCUUCUUCAACGGGGCCGUGCGUCGCCCUGCCCGCCGCCAAGGAUGGCAUUUCCAGGUGGCCCUGAUAGCCCGUGACGCAUUGUGCACAAGAGUUUCGGUAUGGCUUUACUCCUCAGAGACCGGGGCAUGGGGCAACAUCAACUCGCUGCAGCUGCAAUCGAUUCAGUCUAUGCCACAACCCAGCACUUUGAUCGGGAAUUCCUUUUGCUGGUUAUUUACCGUGGAUCAUGGCUGUGUCAUACUUGAGUUUGAUCUUGAUAGGCAGAGCCUAGCUGUGAUAGAGCUGCCACCACACAUAGAUAUGGAAAUCGACUUUCACAAGUUAUGGAUUAUGCCCUCCCAGGGUGGUGGGCUUGGCUUCGUCCAUCUCUCACAACACUUCCACGCCCAAUUAUGGAAGAGAGCGCCUGAUUCUGAUGGUUUGGCUGUAUGGGUGCCCGACAGAGCUGUUGAAUUCGGGGAACUUAGAUCAACUUGCAAGGGCGACUUUCUCACUUUGGUUGGGUUUGACGAGGAGAGUAAUGCAAUCCUUGUGCUGACAGCUUCUGGUGUCUUCAUGGUCUAUCUCCAGCCAAUGGAGUUCAAGAAACUUUCUGAUCCAAAGUCCUUCUGUCACCAUUAUCCAUUUGCAUGUUUCUAUCCUGCAGGUACUGCCAUUAUUGAUGGACAUGAUGGAAAUGAAGUCUUGAACAAUAUGUGAGAUGGUUGUUUGGUGAGACAUGCUAGUAUGAUGUGAUGACUGAAAGGGUGACGUAACUUUAUCUCCUAGACAUGUCCAUUAGGAUAUCUAUGCUAUUUUACAAUUUAUUGCUGCAUGGGCUUGGCUGAUGAUGUUUUCUUAUGAAAGUAUUAACUCCAUUUGUAAUUUGUAAGCAUCCAGUAAUUUGCCUAAAUAAUCGAGAACUAUAUAUACCGGAACAUAA